Messenger RNA from Branchiostoma floridae (Florida lancelet), 846 nucleotides. Its product is annotated as liver carboxylesterase-like. Lineage: Eukaryota; Metazoa; Chordata; Leptocardii; Amphioxiformes; Branchiostomatidae. The record is from RefSeq and is a predicted model, not a curated record. The transcript has a single exon. Bases 68 to 652 code for a protein of 194 amino acids.
AUAUAAAUCUUGCAUCGAGGAUGGAUAUCAUAUCACGUACAAUAUCUUUCACCUGAAGGUCCAGGUGAUGGUUUGGGUCCAAGAAAACAUCCGAAACUUCGGAGGAGACCCGGACCGGGUUACCAUCUUCGGCCAGUCUGCCGGCGCUGCGAGUGUGUGUUACCACGUGGUGUCUCCUCUCAGUAAGGGUCUGUUCCAGCGGGCCAUCUCUCAGAGCGGGGUGUGUCAGACCUGUGACACCGUCCCUAAGCCUCUGGAGAGAGCUGUGAUGUUGGCAGAAGAGCUGGGCUGCGACACGAAGGACACCGCAAACAUGGUGGCCUGCCUCAGGCAGAAGUCUGCUGACGACAUCAUCGCAGCUCAUCAGCGUUUAUUUGUGAGACUUGCUGAUGAAGGAUUCACGGUUCCCUUUCCUCCCUCUGUCGACGGCGUGUUUCUUCCUGCACAUCCCGAUGUCAUUCUAGAAAAGGGCCAAGUAAACACGGACUUCUACCUUCUUGGUGUGAACAACCACGAGGGCGGUUUCCUGAUUCCAUCUUCAACUGUAGCCAACUUUGGUCAAGGGAUGGAUGACGAGACAUUUUCUGUCAUGCUGAAGACACUCGUGCGCAACCCUUACCCGGUACGCCAAUGGCCCUCUUCUUGUUAUUAAUCUACAUAUCUGGUGGUUUAAAAAAAAAAAUUUAUGUUGAAUUUCGUUCAUGGUAAAUUUCAUUAUUCUUGUAGGUCCAGGACUUCUUCAUAUCAUCAUCACUGAACGAUAUCUAAACAUUGUUGUGGUCUCUGACGACAGGUUUCUAGCCAAGAUGACAUUGUGGCAGUCCUGUGCAAGGCGUACGGCGACCG